AUGGGGGCACCUUUACUUGCACUGACAAUCUACUAUUUAAUUCUACCUUUGAUUUCGUUUUUUGCAGUUCGUCAUUUAAAUCUCUUGGACGCUCCUGUGAAUACCCCAAUAAAGAUAGCACAGAAACAGGACAAUACCUCCCUGGUUGAAUUGACAUACACCGAUACCCGCAACCUUGAAAUACGUCAACCGUAUCAGGAGAUAAUGGAACAGUUGACAUUUGAUAGUGGAUUUAUCAACUGUGCUGGUCUUAUUAUAUUCAUUGCUGUGCUAGGAGUUUUCUUCUAUUAUGUAUCCCUGCUAAUGUUGGGAGGAAUCUCAGAUCUCUACAAAGGGUUGAAUGAACAGCAGAAAUUCAGGACAGCAGAUUUGAACCCUGUCAAUGGGUCCUCAAUCUAUCAAGAACAGACUUUUGAAUUGGGGGAUCAUGAUGUGGAGGUAGACAAAGAUCCAGCGGUGCAAGAGAGAACAAAGACUGAUACAUCUAUACGAACCACAGCAACAGAAACAACUCCCACACCAAAGAGUGAAAAUGGAAGUUUGAAUACAAGUACCGACUCGUUGGAGAAAGUACUGCAAUCUAUUAAUACUUUGGAUGAUGAUAAUGAUGAUGAUGAAGGAAAUGAUACACCCAGUAAGGGACUUAAACCAGAAUUUUGGGGAAGAAACUCCAUGCUUCAAAAGUAUGCAGAACGAAAUCCAUACACUCCAAGACAAUCUUUGUCACCAGUGAGAUCUGUGAGUCCGAAGAAGGACAAAGCAGAAUCCAACGAAGUCUCUUUAAAGAUAAAUCAAUUAGCCAAUAUUACCAGGAACUCGGUGUGUCAUUCCCCAGGAACGUCAUUUGCAUCGUCCGUUCUGAGUACCACCACCGCCUUUCCACAGACAACAGUGACACAUAUCAACGAUGAUUCAGCAUCCAUUUUGGAAGAUAUUGUUUUGCAACAGUAA
This is a messenger RNA of Komagataella phaffii GS115, 951 nucleotides long. RefSeq lists its product as hypothetical. The record is from RefSeq and is a predicted model, not a curated record. Lineage: Eukaryota; Fungi; Ascomycota; Pichiomycetes; Pichiales; Pichiaceae. The transcript has a single exon. Bases 1 to 951 code for a protein of 316 amino acids.